AUGGCGUCGAGGUUACACGUCUCGACGCCGUGGAUCAUGGCGUCGAGCUUCCUGGCCGAGCCCAGCGUGGCGAUUACGUGGCGGCUUAUGUGGCAGAAAAAAAAAGAGGUCGACGUCGCGGAUCACGGCGUCGAGGUAAGAAAACAAAACCUCCCGCCCGCGUCCCCUUCCAGUCACAGUGCCGUCUCACCCGCGGCCGCCGCAGCCAGCGACCGUGCCCGCGCCCGCGCCUGCGGCCGCCGGAGCCGCCUCCCGUGCCGCGUCCUUCCUGCUCCUCCCCCUCCCCGCGGCCGCCGCAGCCCCCGCCCGCCCCGCCGCUGCAAAGUGCCGCCCCGCCGCUGCUCCUCCCCGCCGCUGCGCCUGCCCGAGCUGCACAAGCAAAGUGCCGCUGCGCGCGGAGCUGCGCAGGAGGCCGCCACCGUCGCUAUCCUCGCCACGGCCGCGCCCUGCUCAGCGCUUCGGUCAGCUCCCCCCUCUCCCUCCCGCUCCCGAUCCCAAUCCCGCUCCAAGUCCCCUCGCUCCAACGCCCGCCCUAGCGUCGCCGCAUUCGAUUCCGACGCCGACGCCCGCGCCCCGUCCCCGAGGCGCGCCAACCGCGAGCGUUCCCCACGCGACCACCUCGACUCCGACGCGGACGCCGGCACCGGCCGCCGCGCCCCUUCCCCGAGGCGUCGCGGCGAACGUUCCCCAAGCUUCCACUCCGACUCCGACUCAGACGCUGACGCCGCCGGCCGCUCUCCGUCCCCGAGGCGCAAACGCGAGCGCACCCCUAGCCUCCGCUCCGACUCCGACUCCGACAACUCCGCCGCGGCCGCCACCUCUGAUGACGAUGGCGGUGGCGCCGACGACGCCUCGCCUUUGCCUAGCGCGCGCCGCUCCUUCCGCAUCGAGACCUCCCUGCGUCCAUUCAGGACACGGGCAAGUUACACGACGCAGCAGCAGGCGCAGGCCCAGCUGCAGCACCACCAGCCGCAGCUCGGGACUGUGCCCCACCUCCUCGCCGGCGGCGUCGCCGGCGCAGUCAGCAAGACCUGCACCGCCCCGCUCGCACGCCUGACCAUCCUCUUCCAGGUACAAGGAAUGCACUCAGAUGUGGCUACAAUGCGCAAUACUAGCAUAUGGCGUGAAGCAUCCCGCAUUGUCUAUGAAGAAGGUUUUCGGGCUUUCUGGAAAGGAAACCUUGUUACCAUUGCCCACCGGUUGCCUUACUCUUCAAUUAGUUUCUAUGCCUACGAGAGAUACAAGAAUUUGCUUCAGAUGCUACCAGGUCUUGAGAAGAAUGGUGGAUUCGGUGCUGACGUUGGUGUUAGAUUGCUAGGUGGUGGUUUAUCAGGAAUCACUGCAGCUUCGAUGACUUAUCCAUUGGACUUGGUGCGAACACGUCUUGCUGCUCAGGUGUUGAAAAUAUGGCCGAUGCAAAGGACCUGGGAAUUGCAUGGCCAUACAAUUGGCUGAAGCUUUGCAAGACAUCAAAAUCAUGCCAUGAUACAUGUGGGAGGUAAUAGCUUGAGGUGGCCAUGUAGGAAGCAUUUGGCUGGAAGUGUGCAUGACUAAUUGACUAGUGCAUUAUUUUGUACAUCCUAACUAGAGAUGAAUGCUUUUGUUAAGACUUAAGUUAUGAAUCAUUUUGUAAUGAGUGCAAGCAAACCAUGAGAUGUGAGCUGUGCAACUAGUUCAAGCAUCUGAGCUAUGCAUAUAUCUUGAUGGCCAAACUGUUUGCCAUGUAACUUAUUUGUGCAAGUUGUGGAAAAUAACACAAGACAAAUAUUUAUGGAUAUAAUAUAAUUGUGAGCUAUGAUGAACUUUAUUGU
Messenger RNA from Sorghum bicolor (sorghum), 1811 nucleotides. Its product is annotated as serine/arginine repetitive matrix protein 1. The record is from RefSeq and is a predicted model, not a curated record. Lineage: Eukaryota; Viridiplantae; Streptophyta; Magnoliopsida; Poales; Poaceae. Gene Ontology annotation, biological process: transmembrane transport. The transcript is spliced from 8 exons. The coding region runs from base 1 to 1455 and encodes 484 amino acids.